GUAUAUUAACAUAAGUAAUUUUGAUACACAAUAUACAACUGUAAACUGUUUGUUGUAUAUAGUAAUCAAAAUUAUUCAAAAAAUUCAUAUUUUAAUUUAAAACGUUUUUUUUAAACUUUGCUUGAAGAUAGGCAACAUACAUUACACUUCUGCUAAACAUUAAGCACACCGUUGAGAACUAUGUAAACGUUGGAAAGAUGUGUUGCAUAUCUUUACUAAAGAUUUUAUAGAUAAUUUUGUCCCCGUUUUUGUACUUGAUGUUUUCAGAAAGUUAAAUGAAAAUAAUUUGCUUAAACUUUUGUCAUAAAAAUGUCAUUAAAACUGAAAUUUAGUAACACCAAGUUUAGAAAGAUAUAAAAACAGGAAACUUAAAACUAGAGUGUCAUUUUGCACCUGUCUCAUUACGUCCUCGUUAGAUUACUUGACAAGAACUCUGUUACAAACAUUUAUGUGUUUACAUCUUAUAUUUACUUAGCACAAAUGUAAAGUUCAUUACUUUAUGCUAUUCUCGUAAAUAUGCGUAUGUAUUACUCGAUGUACAUUAUAACGGUACUUCAAGAGGAAACAAAUGACGCAUGAAAAAUAUUCCUUUUUUCAAAUCAAAUGGUCAUUUCUUAAGCCAUUGAUCGUAUUUCUAAAGAUAUGUUAAAUUUAUAAAGUUGUUACCUCAUUUUUAAUUAACAAAAAUACAAAUCAAAAAACAUCUCUGCAUUUUAUAAAUUAGAACUUCUGAUGUUUGAUUAGCUGUUGCUACCUUAUCGUUAAUAAAUCAAGCAAGUUAAAAACAACAAGGUAUUGGCAUUAUGCAAAUACCUACUAAAUUCUUAUUUCUUCUCCUCUGUACGUAAACCAAAGAUGAUGUAAUAGAUCAAACUACUACGAUUGUAAAUUAUGAUUUGUGCUAAAUUUAUUUACCAGAAAGGUAACAAAACAGGUCGAUAAAAAAGGUGCAUUUACUUAAAAUAAACAAUAAGUAUUGUUUUCAAGAUAUAACUUGAUUCCGUACGUAACCGCUUAAAUUACAUAAUUUUAAUUUCAUCAUAAAUAAUAGAUGAAAGGUCGAAAUGUUAAUGUGGCAUAUCUUUUGUAAUGAUACAGGGGGUCUUAAAAAAGGUUGUCCACAUAUAAUAAGUUAAAGUUAUUUUUGUUGUUUUGAAAAUUAACAACAAAAAUCGAAAUUAAGAUUAAAUACGGGAAUCAUAGAAUUCUUAUUUUAGAAGAUUGGAUAUUACUCACUCUAAUAAAAAGUUGAAAACAAAUAUAACCACUGGCCUUCCGUUGAUUUGUUAUUUAUUUUAAUGAAAAACAUAGUAAUCUUUGUACCUUGCACACUUAAUAUAAGUUUACCUCAACUUAGUUACGAUUUACAACUACAAUUUUCCCCAAUGAUAUAUAAAGAUAUUUUCAAUUAAAAGCAAAUAUAUUUACGUAUAAUAUUUAGCUAAAAACGAUAAAUCCAAAGGAAGUAUUAGAAACCUUACAGUCGAAUUUAAUAUGAUAAUCCUUUUUCCUGUUUUUAUUCGUGAAUAUGUUUUGAAUAAGAAUAAUGUAGUAAAUAAUUUCAAACAUGCUUCGAAAUGUUAAAAUGUAAAACGUGCGCCCUCGGCGAGGCCCAAUCCUUGACUUUAAUUUAGUUAGGCACUCUACAUGUGCACGAAGGAAAGGACUAAAUGUCAAUAUGUAUAGCGACAGCGACUGUUCUUGAAACUACAAAAAAGUAACAAUCAAUUUGCACCUUUUAAAUAUACACAAUGUGCAUGCAUGCAACUGGUAAACAACGGGAUUGUUGCAUGACGGUUGUAUCAAUACGCAAAGGUGAAUUGCAACAAUUAAUAGGGAGAUAAAUAAACGUUUUGCAAUCGUAUCUAACGAACUUAAUAAGUUUUAUAAAGUAAUAUUUUUUAUUAAUCUUUUUUUUGUUCCUUACACUUAUCUUAAAACCCAAAACAUUUAGGAUCGGUCUAGUUAAACGGAAUUAUUUUGGUGAAUGGCAUUUUUGCCAUUUUUUUACAUUAUAGAAAUACUAUAUCGAUAAUAAUAUACAAACACAUGCUAGUAGUUUCUGUAAAACCUUGUAUGUAGUUCAUCCGUUAUGGGAGUCAAAUCGCAAAGAUUUUCCCCUAUUUUUCUGAGUAUGUUGUAAGUUUUUCCCCAAAAAUCAGUCCCCAAAACGUACAAUUACAAUAUUACAAUAAAAAAAAUAUAUUUGAGAUCUAACUACAAAUUAACGGUUUUCGGAUUUCUCCCUUUACUUGCUAUAAGACUUUCUGUUUCGUUUUCUUUCCCUUAUCUUGCAAUUUUAUCUUUUUAACGGAAAAUAGAACUAAAAUAGGAAACAACUUAUAAUGUAAAACAGUGAACAUUACAAAUAAAAUAAAAAUUAGUGUAUAUAUAUACGAAAAAAAAUAGGAAUAGAGAAGCUUGUGUCGCGAGUUUAAUAAUAAUUGCGUUUUCAGUGUCAGGCAUCAAAAAUUUCCUCUAAAAUGUCAAAUUUUGUUUUUCUAUGCGUUGCUUAACCAUUUAAUUAAUAAAAUUAUUCCGAAUUCCUCAAAAUAAUGGACAGAUUACCAAAAAGUUAAAUAUUGCAUUUUUUUUUAAAUUAAUAGAAGGCUGUGGAAAGUUUGUACUGGAAAGAAAAACAAAAACAUGCUACUAAGUUUGUCGAAUAUUAGUUGACAUAAUGUAUGGGUCAAUUUACGUUUUCAUUUCUGUUUUUCCAUUUUCCUUUCAUUCCUUUGUUUCUAUAUUAUAUUAGAUUAUGACGCUAUUAUUACUUAUCAUCCUGCUUGUAAACAGUUGUGAACUAUUUCCUUGUGGAAAUAACAGCAAUAUUGCCAAAAUGUUGUCUAUAAAUACAAGCUUCAGUUGCAUCGCAUAUUCAGUUUGUUAUCACUAUCGAAGACGAAGUAAAGAUCAUAAAAAGUUUCGUCAGUGGAACGAAAUAGGGCACCCAUAUGAUGGACUUUAUGUCGAAAGUUGUUUUCAGUGAUGAGCCUCAUAAAGAGGAAAAAAAGGGGUGGACAAAAUUAUUAAUAUUAGCGGGAAUAACCACCACUUUUGGUUCAUCCCUACCUGUGGGAUAUAAUAUUGGCGUAGUUAAUGCUCCCGCUGAUAUAAUAAAAAAUUUCUGCAAUGAAAGCAUGUAUACGAGGUAUGGCGCCGUUUUAUCGGACGCCCAAAUGGAAUUCUUGUGGUCAGCGAUUGUGUCCAUCUUUCUAGUUGGUGGAUCAAUUGGAUCAUUAACCGGUUCUUGGUUAGCGGACAAUGUUGGACGAAAGGGUGCGAUUGUCGCAAGUACUGUCUUGUUAAUGGUCGCUGGAGUACUUUUUAUGAUCACUCAAGUAUCUAAUUCCGUCGAGACUCUUAUUGCUGGAAGGCUUCUUGCUGGUCUUGCAGCUGGACUGGUAACAUGUACAAUUCCCAUGUACUUGACUGAAUUAGCCCCAUUAGAAUUACGAGGAUCCAUGGGAGUCUUGUGCCCUCUUGGUAUAAACUGCGGGAUAUUCUUGGGACAAAUAAUAUCUCUAAGACAAAUACUAGGAACUGAAGAAUUCUGGCCUUAUCUAUUAGGAUUUUAUACAAUUUCAGUAGUUUUAUCAGCAGUGGCGAUACCGUUUUUGCCUGAGAGUCCGAAAUAUUUGCUAUUUGUGAAAAAGCAGCCAGAGCAAGCUUUCCGACAGCUCGUUAAAAUUAGGGGUGUUCCCGAAAAGUUAUUGACUGACGAAAUUCAAGAGAUGCAACUCGCUUCUCAACAAACUGACGAUGAAGAUGAUGUCUGGAACAUCCUUAGGGUUCUUACUGAUUCCAGCCUCUUGUUACCUUUACUAUUAGUGAUGUUUUUGCAAGCUGGUCAACAGUUUAGUGGUAUAAAUGCGGUAUUUUACUACUCUGUGUCAAUUUUCAAGACUGCAGGAUUAGACGAAUUAAAUAGUCAAUUAGCAUCGAUUGGAGCUGGUUCUAUCAAUCUGCUUAUGGCUAUCAUAUCUAUUCCUUUAAUGGCCAAAUGCAACAGGCGUUCUGUUCUUCAGCUGAGCUGCUUUACUGCCUCCUUUUGCCUUUUAAUCUUAGGACUAACAAUAACGUACAUCGACUUAUUCUCUUGGAUGCCAUAUUUAUGUAUACUAGCAGUUCUUAGUUUUGUACUGUUUUACGGUGUUGGAUUGGGUCCCAUCCCGUAUUUUAUUGGAUCCGAACUUUUCGAAGUUGGACCCCGACCAAGUGCUAUGGCGUUAGGGAGCAUGGCAAAUUGGGGAGGCAACUUUAUCGUCGGCAUGUCUUUCCCCAGUCUUCAAACUGCUAUAGGACCAGGAUCCUUUUUGAUCUUUGCCCUUAUUACAUUAGCUCUGUUUGUGUUUAUAAGAAUCUACUUGCCCGAAACCAAGAACAGAGACCCUGGAGACAUUGCAUUAUUAUGCAAACAUGGUCUUCGUUCUCGUGUCUUGGACACAGCAUCCCAAUCGUCCGAUACCGUCGUCACCGUGCCUACGGACGAUAACUCCGUUUGACCAAUCAUUAAUUCCUGUUGUUGCUCAAUACAGAGAUACCAUGACGUUUUCUUAUAAAGGGAAGACCGGUGUCUCCUCCUUCGUUUUCAUCAUCAUGGCCACAACUCUUUCGUCAUUUCUACACAUUUAACAAUAGACAAUAUAGAUAAUAUUAUUGAUAAUACAAACUUCGCUGCCAUCGUUCGUUCUAGGAGGAAUUUUUAAGCGCGCCUUUGAAACCAUUUUCGAAUCAAAUAGGAGCUCCAUUACCGUUAAAGUAUUACUAAGUAAUUAGUUAUUUAUUUAUUGUUCUUUUUUGUACGUAUUUAUGAAAUUUAGUGAAUUUCGUCGUGGCCACAUUCCUGUAGAAUGUAGAUGUUUAAAUCAUAUAUUUGCCCCUAUUUGCUUCUUCUUCAACUGUGAUCGUGAACAACCUUGCAACAGCGUGUUUCGGAUAAACAUAAACCAAAGUACAAAAAUUUCGUCAUACCAAAGACGUACUUUUAAUCGGGGUUUAAUCAGUAGGGGAAUGUUCAUAAAAUACGUUCUCAAACAAGGGAGAUGGUAAGGUACUGCUUGGAGUGACAAAAUAUGACAGGGGGAGAGGUGAGAUCUAAGGAAAUGUGACGUUCGCAGUUUUAAUCUUUGUCUUAACUCAGCAGUUCUUAAAAUUUUUAUUAGGAUAAAAAGUCAUUCUCAUUACUAUUUUUAAUCAUAAGAAAACGUUUAUAGGGAGGGAGGUUGCACUAGCUUUUAUACCAUAAUAUUUGUUAGGGGGGUAGCUGAACGUGUGGCUUAGCGUGACGAAGGGGAGGGGAGGGACCCAAAUGGACGAUCCCUAAAAGUCCUAUGGGGGUAGUAAGUAAAGAAAUAAUUUAAACAAUGACCCUGAUACAAAAGAUAUUUGUAGUAAGUUUGUACGUAGGUACUUUUCGUAGAAAAUUUCUAUUCUAAAUGCAUCAUUAUGCAAUUUUUAAGAGAAAACUAGCUGAAUUGCAAAAUUGUUCACAUGCAAGUUUCAAAGGUGCCUAAAUACGAGCUUAAUCGCCUAUUUGCAUCUUAUCUAAUUGAUUUUUUAUACAUGUACCUUUCUCUACCCUAUUAUUUAACUUAAUUAGAGCAUCAUCGUAUAUAAAAAUAUAAGCAUAUCUUGAAGGCUUCUUUUAAUUAUGUAUGAGUUAUAAGUUGCAAAAAUCAAUUUUUGCUAGUUGCAUUAUAGUAUUAUGUAGUAAGUUUGAUAUAUUAUGUGUAAAACCCUUGUUAAUAAACAAAUAAUAAUUAUAUUAGACAUUAAAAUUAAAAUCAUGUUAAAGUAGGUAUUUGUAGAAUAAUAAAUUGUAUUUGUAAGCUUUAGAGUCUGUAGUAGUGGUUUGUACUUAUAUAACUUACUGUAUAUACAUAAGAUUUUAUUAUAUACAGGUGUGUUUAGAAAAAUGAAACAAGUACUGGAUUAUUAAUAUCAAUUAUGUGUUUGGUCGUGUUGGAAUAAGAAGUCUUUAAUAUUUUGCACCGAUGCUGUGUUUAAGUUAAUUUAAAAUAAAAUGUAAGUUGUUGACGAUAUUUUAACUCUACCUAAUAUCUGCCUGUCUUUUUGUAGCAUAGGUGCCCAAUUUUCUAUUGAACUAUCUGCUCAAAUAAAUUGUCUUCUCAAAAAAAAGAAACAAAAGACAAACCUGUUCA
Messenger RNA from Agrilus planipennis (emerald ash borer), 6164 nucleotides. Its product is annotated as solute carrier family 2, facilitated glucose transporter member 1. NCBI's taxonomy places the organism in Eukaryota, Metazoa, Arthropoda, Insecta, Coleoptera, Buprestidae. Gene Ontology annotation, molecular function: hexose transmembrane transporter activity. The record is from RefSeq and is a predicted model, not a curated record. The transcript is spliced from 8 exons. Gene Ontology annotation, biological process: monosaccharide transmembrane transport. The coding region runs from base 2955 to 4505 and encodes 516 amino acids. Gene Ontology annotation, cellular component: membrane.